Molecule: messenger RNA, 378 nt
Organism: Lasiosphaeria miniovina
Lineage: Eukaryota; Fungi; Ascomycota; Sordariomycetes; Sordariales; Lasiosphaeriaceae
Product: Cupredoxin
Exons: 2
Source: RefSeq, a predicted model, not a curated record
ACCAUCAAGGUGGCCGUGGGCAAGAGCGGUCUCACAUUUGACCCCAACAGCAUCACCGCCAAGGUCGGCGACGUGGUCGAGUUCAACUUCUACGCCAAGAACCACAGCGUAGUCGGCGGCGACUUCCUCAACCCCUGCAAGCCGGCCGAGGGCUCUUUCUUCUCGGGCUUCUUCCCCACCGGCGCCAAUGCCGUCAACGUACCCCCGCAGAGCCAAGUCUUCCGCCUGACCGUCAACUCGACCGACCCCAUCGUCUUCUACUGCUCGCAGAACACGGGCUCGCACUGCAAGAACGGCAUGGCCGGCGUCAUCAACCCCACCACCCUCCGGUCCCUGUCGGCCUACCAGACCCUGGCCAAGGCGCUCGUCGGCAACGCC